Molecule: messenger RNA, 3194 nt
Organism: Spizellomyces punctatus DAOM BR117
Lineage: Eukaryota; Fungi; Chytridiomycota; Chytridiomycetes; Spizellomycetales; Spizellomycetaceae
Exons: 3
Coding region: 114-3056 (980 amino acids)
Source: RefSeq, a predicted model, not a curated record
CUUGAUUUUGCUGCACGGAAUUGGGUUGCGGAUAUUCAGGCAUCGGCUUAUUGUGGCCAAGGCAUUUUUGUGGAUCACCCGGUCGUUCUUGAUUGCAGUUGUUGAGGAACAUCAUGUUGAGGAGACUCGUGAGAUAUUGGGUCGCGGGGUCAAGUACAGAAACGGAAAAGUCCGAAUCUACGACGGAGACGGUGGCGAUGGAGACAUCUAUACUGGAGAGUCCACCUCUACAAGAGCGGCAAGUUCGAGCGCCCUCGCCCCGAUGGGCAAGAUCUCCCCCGCAUAACCAAAGCACAGAUCAUAGUGGCAGUCCAACCCGCGAUUACGGCUCUAGUGUGGUACAUAAUAGCAAUGCAAGUCUAUUUGAGCUUGGGAAUCGGCAUAGCGGUUCUCCAGCACCUCAACCCAGAUCCAAUACCCAGGUGUAUAACACUCCAGUUCGAGCAACACCAAAGGUCGCUUCGCGACACCAUACACCGAAUAACGCCCCAGAAACACCUAACCGUCCGUCCCCCUGGGAGCUUAAAGUCAUGGAAGAAUUGAGGCCAGAAGACGGUUGGAUCACCAGUGCCAGUCGUCGGCUAGGUAUCCGACCAACAAUGAAACCAGGAACUCCAAAACGUAUCCCCAUCGACAGUCUUACUCGGGAUGAGAGUACGGUAGCAGGUUCUAAACGUGCCAUUGACGAUGUAGACCGAGAAGAGCGCCAUCAAGAUCCAAAAUCGUCACCUACACCUGCUAAGCGUCGUCAGGUGGAAACCGUUCAGUACAGCCCAUCUGUCCAGUUAUCACCAGUUACGCGCAACGGCUCUCCCCGUGCAAAGACACCACGCUCCCGUAUCAAGCUGAAAUCCAGCCGGCCGAAUGCAAACAAUAACCUAAGAUGGCUCAUUUCCCGCAUGCCACCUGUAGAUCACAACAAAACACAUGAAGUGGCGCAGCAGAUCAUGGAGAAUUCGGAGAGAGCAUACAAAGAGCAGGAGGAAGCGAAACGAGAAGCAGAGAGAUUGGCAGAAGAAGCCAGGCGGUUGGAAGAACAGCGAAAGGCUGAUGAGGAACGGAAGAAGCGAGAAGAGGAAGAGCGGAAAAGACAGGAACAGCAGAGACGGCUGGAGGAACAGAAAAAAUUGGAGGAACAACGAAAGUUGGAAGAAGAGAGAAAGGCUGAGCAGCAACGUAAGGCCGCUGAGGAACAACGAAAGUUGGAAGAAGAGAGAAAGGCUGAGCAGCAACGUAAGGCCGCUGAGGAACAACGAAAGAUGGAGGAACAACGGAAAGCGGAGGAACUUAAACGUCAACAGGAAGCCGAGAGACAGAAGUUAGAGGCCAAAAAUGCUAGUGGUGAGGUGCAGCAGACAGCCAGAGACAUCCAGUCAAACGGGUCCGCACCUGCCGCGGCACCUUUCACUGGAGGCCAAGCUCAAGGUACGACUGCCGUGGCUGGGACAACCGCUGCUGCACCGGCUUCCUUUACUUUCGGCGGAAGCAGCCUGCCAGGUCCCACACCAGCCACGAGUGCGGCCAGCUCAUUGUUUGGAAGCACUUCUGGUACAGCGACUUCCGCCCCGACAACGACCGCUCCGGCGUUUUCAUUUACCGCAGCGCCUGCUUCGACCGAAGCACCAACCGCUUCCACAUCGGCGACGACUAUUAGCAUUCCCGCUUUCGGAGGCGCUCCUGCCGUCACGUCAGCAGCUCCUCCGGCCUCUGCCGCCCCAACCUCGUUUUCAUUUGGAGGUGCACCUCCUGUGGCAACCUCUGCUCCCUCAACGUCUACUCCAGCCGGAACGCCUUUCUCAUUUGGAGGUACAGGAAAUCCUCCCACGACCACUGCCCCCACUCUCUCCUUUGCCCCCUCUGCUGGCGUUACAGCACCCACCACGACAACGACUUCAACUCCUUCAUUCUCGUUUACGGGUAGUAGCACAUCAGUUGCGAAAUCGAGUGCGCCGGCAUUUGCAGGCUUUGGAGGGAGCACACAAACAACGGUGUCUACUCCUACACCUGGUGCACCGUCAUUUGGCCACUUGGGCGGUAAAACCGACGCUACUGCUGCGGCUAACCCCGCGGCGUCUACCCCUUCGGGCACUACCUUCGGCGGCUUUGGAGCGACGUCUCAGAUUCCCGCGGCGGCUUCACCGGUCCCUUCCACACCGGGUUUUGCAGGGUUUGGAGGAAAACCGGAGGGUUCGGCGACCACUGCCCCUACCUCCGCGGCACCUACUUUUGGCGGGUUUGGUGCUAAGCCACAGACGUCCGCCUCUGCCCCUACAUCAGCGGCGCCUGCUUUUGGCGGAUUCGGAACGCAAGUCGCCGCACCAACUCCUGCACCUACGACACCCGCCUUUGGUGGCUUUGGCGCAAAUACUACCGUCACACCGCAGUCGUCAGCACCGGCAUUUGGCGGCUUCGGCACCAAUUCCUCAACCGCAGCGUCUACACCGACUACGCCUGCCCCCGCCUUUGGCGUCGGCAGCGGUGCACAACCAUCCUUUGCGUUUGGAGCGACCGGACAAACUGCCCCAAAUCCCACUGCACCGGCUCCGAGUACGCCCUCUGCACCAUUCAGCUCAGCCAUUGGGGGAGCCAAUCAAUCAAACUUUGGCGGACAAAGUACUUUUAAGUUUGGUGGUGGCGCUCCCGCUGCAUCUCCUGCACCUCAGAAUCCGUCUGCCGGACCACCGUCAACGCCUUCCUUUGGUACGCCUCAGGCGGGUAGAGCAGGUGGAUUUGGCUUUUCGUUUGGAGGUACUCCUGGCUCAAAUGCUGGCGGGGGUACACCUCAAGCAGGUGGUUUCCAGUUCAGCUUUGGAGCCGGCGGACAACCGGCACAACAACCACAACCGCAACAACAACAACAACAACAACAAGCGACAACACCAACGGGCUCCUCUUUUACCUUUGGAGCUGCGGCCCCUCCCCAGAACGGAUUCAGCUUUGGAGCUUCCCAACCUGGGGCAUUGUUUUCGAUGGGUGCUGGGGGAACACAGGCGAAUACACAGGGCGGAUCGGCUGGGCGAAAGAUUAAGGCACCCAGAACUGUCAGGAGGAAAUAGGAGACGAAUUAAUCUGACUGGUGUGCAGUUUAGAUUAGUGAGACGAGAGGAUUAGUAAAAUUGGGUUGCAAACACUUCUGUCGGUUCUAAUUAUAUCAUACCCAUCGCAUUUUGUCCUCUGUGGUAUGCCUUGACACC